Gasterosteus aculeatus aculeatus (three-spined stickleback) is the source of this 1465-nucleotide messenger RNA. Its product is annotated as protein lifeguard 3. Lineage: Eukaryota; Metazoa; Chordata; Actinopteri; Perciformes; Gasterosteidae. Gene Ontology annotation, cellular component: membrane; endoplasmic reticulum; Golgi apparatus. Gene Ontology annotation, biological process: negative regulation of apoptotic signaling pathway. The record is from RefSeq and is a predicted model, not a curated record.
CAAUCAGGAAGCGCCAUAGCGUCUGAGCGUGACGUAAAGACGCAGCGCGACGCGCACGCCGACCCCGGAAGUGAGGAGCAUAGAUAUUAUAAUAUCUGUGGAGAGGAGAUGCAACAUCAACAAAAAACAGCUUGAGCAACCGGAGUCACCGUGCUCUUGUGAUACACAUCAGUAGCAGUGUGAGUUUCUGCGUUCAUAUCCUAUUACAAUGAUGACAUCCACCUGUGGUGUUAGCCUGCAAAUCUCCAAAGGGAGAAAGGACAGACUGGGACAGUGAUCCCAUUCACGGCUAGAAACCGCCAGAUCAUGACGUCUAAAACCGAUAACCCUCCGUCGUACGAGGAUGCGCUUCACCAUCCCAACUACGGCAACUACCCCGACCAGCCACAGCGUGGCUCCCCUCUUCCACCACCUCCGUCCUACAGCCCCGGUCCGGGCCCGUCCCCCGGCCCGCCCGGCUACUGGGGUCAGGAGGGCGUCUACCCGAUGUGGGCAUCCCCGGGCCUCCCUCCGCCCGGGAUGCCUUCCACAAUACCCACUCUGUCUGCCGGAGUGCCUCCAUCCAACCAAGGAGACAUGGAGGAUUUUCUGAGCACUCGGUGGGAGAGCACAUCCAUUCGCCAUGCCUUCAUCAGAAAGGUUUACUUCAUUUUAACAGCACAGCUUGCCGUCACCUUUUCGGUUGUCGGCGUCUUUACAUUCGUUGACCCAGUGAGGCUAUUUGUCAUCAGAUACCCCGGCAUCUACUGGGCAUCUUUUGUGGUUUAUUUUAUAGUUUACUGCAUUCUCGUCUGCUGCAAAGGGCCGAGGAGGCGCUUCCCAUGGAAUCUUUUGCUGCUGGGAAUAUUUACGCUCGCCUUGUCUUACAUGUCCGGGACGAUUUCAAGCUAUUACGAAACAAAGGCAGUGUUUCUGGCCAUGGGAAUAACUGCACUGGUUUGCAUAGCGGUCACAGUCUUCUGCUUCCAAACCAAGGUGGACUUCACCUCCUGCGGGGGACUCCUCUGCAUCGCCUCCGCUGUGCUCAUGAUCAUCGGGAUCGUCGCCGCCGUCGUCCUCUCCUUCCAAUACGUCCCUUGGCUGCAUAUGCUCUACGCCGCAAUCGGAGCCAUCGUUUACACUCUGUUUUUAGUGUACAACACCCAGCUCCUUAUUGGAAAUCGGGAGCUGGCCAUCAGCCCAGAGGAGUACAUCUAUGGAGCGCUCUCUCUUUAUAUUGACAUUGUUCACAUCUUUCUAUUCAUCCUUCAGGUCAGCGGCGGUGCUACUGAUUGAGAAGCCGCUUAAGUGUUCUGACACUGAGCACAAUGAUGCAUGUAAACAAGUGUUGAUUCAGAAAUGUUAAUAUUUUUGUAUUUCAGUUACACAUGAGCACUUUUAUUCUUGCACUGUGAGGAGUGUCUGCAUUUCACCUGUCAAACUGUAAAUGAGGGGGGAUUAAAGCAUACGUAUGGGGAUCAUUUCA